Molecule: messenger RNA, 1656 nt
Organism: Pimephales promelas (fathead minnow)
Lineage: Eukaryota; Metazoa; Chordata; Actinopteri; Cypriniformes; Leuciscidae
Source: RefSeq, a predicted model, not a curated record
AUGUGUGUGUGUGUGUUUCAGUGUGACGAGUAUCAGCAGGGCGUUCUGAGCGGUGACCUCUGUGAUGACCUCUGCGUGGCCGGUCGCGUGGAAUACAAACGUUGCCUUUAUUACGAGAAUGGCAAGAAGGUGAUGGCGGCCAGCUGGCGCGGGGUGCCUGUCGUCCUCAAGUCCAAGCUGGAGAACUUCUCCUCCUACGAGGCUUUAGCUCUGCUGGAGUACCAGGACGGGGCCGGGGGAACGGGCGAGGAGGAGCUCUCGCCUCUGGAUGUGGUCUUCUACGCCACCCUGGAGAUCAAGAACUCGCUCGGCCUGGAGACGGGAACUAACUUGACGCUGCCCCGCUUGUGGGGUCAGAAGCUGAAGGAGAGCGAGCGCACGUACUCGCGAGCUGAGCUGGCCUCGCUCUGGGCUCUCCUUCAGCAGGAGGAGUACAUCUUCCUCAGGGUCCUGCAGGAUUUGACGCACCACGUGGCCAAGAUCCUGGGCUCCUGUGGACACUUCUAUGCCGUGGAGUUCUUGGCCGCCGGACACGCAUGGGACCAACAAAUCUUCUCUCUGGAGGAACUGAGCGCCUCGCCGAGCCCCGGGAGCGGACGGGACGAGAUGUUCACCGCCGGGGACAUGGUUCCCCGAGUGGCUCUGAGCUUUCUGGAGAUGGUGGAGCAUUUCGAGAAUGACUUUUCACACCGCUUACACCUCUGUGAUAUCAAACCGGAGAACUUUGCCAUCAGGAAGGACCUGACGGUGGUGGCAAUAGAUGUGGACAUGGCUUUUUUCGAGCCCAAAAUGAGAGACAUACUUGAGCAGAACUGCACCAGUGACAACGACUGCAACUUCUUUGACUGCAUUUCCAAGUGUGACAGAACUAAAAACAGAUGCGGGCCGAAACGCCAAAACAGUAAUCUUCAGGUGAUCUGUGAGAAGAUCUUCAGGCCGUGGUUUUCUCCCACGCUGCUGGGCGCUAAAGCGGGUCUCCCCCUGCAGGUGGCGCUGCAGAGAGCCGUUCAGGAGUGCGCGGAGAUCGGUGAGGGCAGGCGGGCCGUGAGACAGCGGCUUCGGGCUCUGCUCGUGGAGCUCGCUCAGGAGGACUCGGGAAACCAGGCGGAAGGCCAGGAACACAAGAUGGGACGCGUCCACACGGCACUUAACUUCUAAAUAAACUCUCCAAAGAGCAAAUUGAGUCAUGUGCAAUUCUGGAGAGCAUCUCAGAUGACUAUAAAACCAACGCGCACAAUCACCAGAUUACAACACGUCACUUACAACCCAAUUCGUGGUAUUUUACGAGGUGGCUAAUUCGUACGAAUGACCUACCUCUGAAUCUGACAAAUCGGUAUGAGUGAGGUCUUACAAAAUUAGCCACCUUUUAGUCGCUCGUACGAAUUGGUCGUGAGAUAGCGUUGUCACUUCUCAGACAUUCCACGACCGGAGAAACGUCCAAACAACUUGAUCUAAUUGACCUAUGGAUAAGCCACGCCCCCUCCACUCACUCUGACACAGAGUCAACAUUCGGGGACUGGCAGCGGUCACAGUAGGAGACAUUUCACAGGAGGCCAUUGGUGAUUUAUGGAGACAGAAAGAUCUGGAAGUCACCUAAAGGGCAUAACUAUGCAUUGGAGUGUUAUAUUAUUAAUUUUAUUGUUGAGAAGGUCGAUG